AGCUUGAGUUCGGAGAGAGAUCCCUAAGAGAGGGAGAAGUGCGCAUCACCCACCAACCUAGACGAGUCGGGUUCGUGGUUUUAGCUUCUAUUUUCUUCUUCUCAUCUUCCCUACCACCCGACUUACACCACCAUCUGAUCCCCUCCUUUCCACCCACCAAAUUCCCCAAGCCACCCCCACCUAGCUGCCGGCCCCCUUACCCGAACCCCAAGCAAGCCACCGGCCACCCCCUAGCCCUUACCCUCUUUUGGAUUUAUUUCCUAUUCUAGAUUGCCAUAAUUUUGGUUAGAUUUUGAAUUCAAAUUCACCCAAUUUGAAAUUUGGUGAAUUUGAAUUCAAAAUCUUUCCUAAAAUUAUAAAAUCUAUUUUAGGAAAGUUUCCCAAAUUGAAUCAUUUUGAAUUUCAAAUUGGAUUGGGAUUUAAUUAAACAUUUCCUAAUUCCUAAACCCAAAUUAAGAAACCCCAAAUCCCUCCCCUAAAUCCCUUCUAGGCCCAUGAUGUCGCUGACCACAUGAAUAAAUCCUUGGGAUUUGUUUCCAAAUCUCCUAAGCCCACUCUUAGAAAUCUUUCCUUAUUCCUAUUCACCUAUUUGGCCGAAUUUUCCUAAAGUCUACACCUCCUAAUUUAUUUCUAAAACCAAAUAUUUGAUUUAGGAAAUAAAUUCCUCUCCCCACCUCCCUCAUGCCGCCGCCCCCUUCUCUCUACCCAUCCCCUCUCUCUCUCUCCACUCCUCUCUCUCUCUCUCUCCACUCCUCUCUCUCAUUAACUCUCCUCCCCAAUUUAAGGUGACUAAAUUCCUCUCCUAAUUUUCUACUCUCUUAAUUCCAAAAUUUGAAAUUUAUUUCAGAUUUUUGAAGUUAGUUCACUCCAUCAACCUAACCCUAACUCCACGUGUGGCUCCCCUUCUUUGGCCGACCUUCUCCUCCCCUUAGCUCCUACUUCUUAUGAGAAUCCCUCUUCUCUUAGGAACACCUAAGAGCUUUGAAGGCGCCAUCGAUACCACCAAUUACACAAAGCCAUUGCAUGGCCAAUCCUGACACUGACUACGGACUUGCCUAUAACGAACACGGUUUUGUGCAUAUUCUCCAUUCAACCUUCUUCGACGUCAACCCGAGGAUCGACCAUACGAUUGAAGACUACAAAGAGCGCAUCUUGGACACAUUGAUUGAAGCUAUUGAAGAACAACUUGAGAUCGUCGAGUGGAGGAUUGCAACCGAUCAUUGACGAAGGAAAUUCUAAGCCAUGCCGAUGCAAAGAUGCCAGUGGCUUUACAGGAAUCCUCGACCUUCUCAGUCUUGGGAAUUUGUGUAUUACAGAACAGCAUUUUGAAUACGAAAACGAUGAGCAACCAAUACAUUGAUUCUUCCUCAAAAAGCAGAAAGGGUAAAAUGCAAUGCAUUGAAGUGGAAGGUAAUGCUGCUUUAGGUUCCAUCUUUAAUGACCAUAUGCAUAAUUCCUCUGAUCAGAAAUUACGUACAGAAAGAUCACCAUUUGAAUGCGCUGGACGAUAUACAUGUGGCUGUGAGAAGCUAGAUCCUUCUAUGGAUACUCAAAGGCAGGAUUUAAUUAGAUGUGGGAACUGGAUCCAGCUGUUCUCUAGAUUGCAAGGAAGCUCCUGUAAAGAGGCUAGAUGGAUCCCGGAGUUCGAUCACAUUCAUGAAAAUGGUGUUAUGUUGUCCAUAUCAGGUUUCCAUUUGGUAAUUUAUGAUCUUCCGGCAUUUAGUAAACAUCAUUAUACUUUGAGCUCUGGGAGUUAUUCUAAGAAGGCAGCCUCCACUCCCUUCAGAAAUCCAAGUUGGGCGAACCACUUUCAAAAACCACCAUUUACAGAUCUGGAAGCAGUUGUGUCUGCACUGAAUUGUUCAGAUGCUGCUAAGCAACUCUUGCAGAGACGUUUGUUUGAGAAAAUUCCUACAACUCAUUUGUCAUUAUGUUGGCUGACACCAAAGCUAUGGUAUAUGCUUGCAAUUUCAUUGGCUUCGAUCUCAUCAGUCAUUUAUAUUAUAUUUCAAUUGUUUUACACGGUUCUGAAUUUGAAACUUCACAAGUUAGCAACCAUAAUUUUUAAGGUGGUCUUCAGUCACACAUGGAAACACGUGCACAUUCGGAGUUGCCAGUUUUUAUACUGGCCAAUCUUUCUAGGUAGUGGCUUCAGGUCACAUUCAAAUGCUGAAUUUGCACAUAGAGAUGCACUAAGGAAGCAUUCUAUGUGGUCUGCUGUGGCCGUGGAUGUUCUGUUGGGAGCAGUUUUUGGACUUGCUAUUUUGGUUAAUAUUGAAUUUAUUGGCUAUUGGAUCAACUUUGUUGCCCAUAACAUCACAGAGAAUGUGUUGCGCUCAGGUUGCGUGUGGUUAAUGGGUGUUCCGGCAGGCUUCAAGUUAAAUACUGAGCUAGCGGAAUUUUUUGGCAUGAUUUCGCUUGAUGCAAUUCAAACAUUUUCCACACUGUGGUUGUUUAUGGCCUCUUUCCUGCACCAUUUCCUUGGAGGGUUUGCAUUAUCUGGGAUAUUAUUUGGCCUUACUGUACCUGCUGCUUUAUUGAUCGAUAUGCUCCGACUUGUGACAUUGCAUGUAUCCACACUUCACUGGUUGAUAUCUUUUAUUUAUUCGCAACAGAUCCAAGCCUCGGCAUCUUUAUGGCGUCUCUUUAGGGGGAGAAAAUGGAAUCCUCUUCGGCAAAGGUUAGACAGUUAUGAUGAUUAUUCGGUUGAGCAGCAUGUUGUGGGUUCAUUACUGUUUACGCCCUUCUUACUUCUACUUCCAACGACAUCAAUCUUCUACAUAUUUUUCACUUUGUUGAGUACUACGCUUAUUCUCAUACGUUUCUCAAUAGAGAUAACAAUUUCAAUACUUCAUGCUACUCCUUAUGCUGAAAUCUUACUAUGGUUGGCAAGACGAAGAAGAUUUCCCUCUGGAAUAUGGUUCGAUAUCAUUUCUGGUGCAAACUCUUUUUCUUCAGAUGAAAGAAGAUUCAAUGGAAUACAGGAAACUGCUCUCUCCAUCCUCCAUAGCAAAUAUGCUACGCUUGGUUGUUUUAGUGGUAUAAAGAUGAAGGAAAUGAUUUCAGGGCAAAUUGUCUUUCCAUGCUAUGCCAGAGUCUUCGGAAAUAUUAGUACAACAUUCAGUAGGCGAUUAGCAUCUGGAAUUCUUAGCGGUCAAAGAAUCCCGUCGUGUUUAGAUACUUAUAUUCCGUCUACACUACCUUGGAUGCACAUAAGCUUUAGAGAAUAUUGGAGGCUAUGUUAUUGUUCAAUUGUUGGGUGCAGCCUAUCAUAGCAGAGCCAGAACAGCAUGUUUUUUUUUUUACAUUAUUUUUACUACACAUCAUUUUUGGCGUAAUACAAUUCCAUUUUAAAUUUGCAUUUUGAGAUUGCAUUUGCUACCAUUCGGCCAUUUGGGAGAAGUGCGCGUUUUGAAACAGUUUUGUAUUUCAGGCUCUGUCGAAGUGUUUGUGGUUUUACUCUGAUUAGAUGACUUCCAUGGUAUCAACUGUGCUAAUCCCUGAAUGAUUGUUCCAGAAAGACCAUUCAAGACAGCAUUCUGGGGCAGGAGAGCAAACACCGACAUGAAAAGGAUGGUUGGGAGUUUAUCAUCAUGUAUUCCUUCUCAAGUCAGGUAUUCUUUUUGUGUAGAGUAGGAAAAAGUAAUUAAGGUUUAGGAGUAUGUUAUCUUACAUUAUGAAAAAAAGAAGAAGCUAAAGAGAGGGACAGUUCAGUCAAGCACAAGGGAUAUGUUUGGUUAGUGAUUACACCUAAUUUGCAACAUUCAUUAAGAAAACAUAUUGAGUUGAUUAAUUGAUGGUGCUAAGUAGAGAAAUCAUUCUUGAAAGAAUAUUUGUGUGCUUUUAAAUUUCGCGAGGAUUGAAAUGGGAAAUUUGACUUUA
Messenger RNA from Dendrobium catenatum, 3882 nucleotides. RefSeq lists its product as uncharacterized. Lineage: Eukaryota; Viridiplantae; Streptophyta; Magnoliopsida; Asparagales; Orchidaceae. The transcript has 9 exons. The record is from RefSeq and is a predicted model, not a curated record. Bases 1257 to 3275 code for a protein of 672 amino acids. Gene Ontology annotation, cellular component: membrane. Gene Ontology annotation, biological process: GPI anchor biosynthetic process.